Messenger RNA from Lycium barbarum (goji berry), 2613 nucleotides. Its product is annotated as wall-associated receptor kinase-like 10. NCBI's taxonomy places the organism in Eukaryota, Viridiplantae, Streptophyta, Magnoliopsida, Solanales, Solanaceae. The coding region runs from base 156 to 2438 and encodes 760 amino acids. The record is from RefSeq and is a predicted model, not a curated record. The transcript is spliced from 4 exons. Gene Ontology annotation, molecular function: polysaccharide binding; ATP binding; calcium ion binding. Gene Ontology annotation, cellular component: plasma membrane. Gene Ontology annotation, biological process: cell surface receptor signaling pathway; protein phosphorylation.
UCUUUUCCGUGUGUGGAUAAGUGGGGAAGCCUUAGCAGUUUCUAUUUCACCCUUAGCAGCUUCUAUUUCAAAGUAAAUGUUUGCAGAAAUUGUGCCAUUAUAAGAUACGAUUCGACCAAAGAAUUAAGCAGCAGUACAUACCAGUAUACACGAAGAUGCAGAUUCCCAUCUGGUCAUUUUUUGUUCUUCUUAUUGGGCUGCUUUUUAAAGAAACGCCACAAGUUUCAGCUACAAGAAUAUGGUCAUCAUCAGCAAUAUUAUCUUCAUCAAAACCUGGCUGCCCAGAGAGAUGCGGCAACAUAACCAUUCCUUAUCCAUUUGGAAUAGGAAAAGGGUGUUACUUCAAUGAAAAAUUCGAAGUGAGCUGCACUAACAACACUGCUUUUAUUGGUGGUCGUAAAUUGCGAAGCAUAUCAGUGGACUCCGUAUCGGUUGUUAUUCCUUUUAGGCCUACCCCCUACAACAAAUCAUCUGGAAAGAACAUUUACGGUGAUGCUUGGCAAACCAGCACCGAGUAUAUCAGUCUUUCAAAGAAGAACAUUCUAGUAGCCAUUGGGUGUGACGUUUAUGCUGGUGUCAAAGAUUUAGACACUAGCAGUGGAUACAUUGUAAGUGGAUGUUCUUCUUUCUGCAGCAACCUCACCAAUAACUUUUCAUCUUCUUCAGCUUCAUUAUCUUAUUGCACUGGGAGUAACGGUUGUUGUCAGUCUGCAUUUUCGAAAAUACCAGGACGGUUGAAUGUGUCUAUACAAACAAUGAACACGGAGAAAACAUCGUGGGCAUCUAACAAUUGCAGCUAUGUCUUAAUUUUGGAAAAGGGCUUUUCUGAGUCUAACUUCACUCAAUUAUUUGGUAAAUGCAAAGAAGAUGAUUAUUAUGAAGCAAGGGUAGCGUUUGACUGGGUAAUUGGCAAUGUUAGUUGCGACAAAGCCAUGAGAAGGCCAAAAUAUUAUGCGUGUAGAAAUAACAGUAGGUGCGUCGAUGACACUACUAGACCUGGUGAGGGAUACCGAUGCAAUUGCUCUGCUGGUUAUCAAGGCAACCCUUACCUCCCUCACGGAUGCCAAGACAUCAACGAGUGUGCAAGUCCAAAAUGGAAGCGUUGUUCCAACAAAACUCGCUGUGUUAAUACUCCUGGCAGUUUCCUUUGUGAGCCAAAUAAUGUGAAACACAUGCCCCUUAUACAAAUCUGCUUGGGUCUUGUAGCAGCAUUUACUUUGGUAAUCCUGGUAGCAGUUUGUCUUUGGCUACGCAAGUGGCUCGGGAAGAGGGAAGAAAAGAAAGCUAAACAAAAGUUUUUCAAGAGGAAUGGUGGAUUGCUUUUACGACAACGUAUUCCCUUAAAUGGAGAAAGUACUAGUGACUCUUUGUUGAAGCACUUUUUGAAAGAGGAGCUGGAGAAAGCAACAGACAACUUCAAUGAAAUUCGAAUUCUUGGUAAAGGAGGGCUUGGGACUGUCUAUAAAGGAAUGUUAUCAGAUGGAAGCAUUGUAGCUGUGAAGAAAUCCAAUGCAGUGAAUGAAGAUCAAAUUGAACAGUUUAUAAAUGAGAUACUCAUUCUCUCCCAAAUAAAUCAGAGACACAUUGUCAAGGUACUUGGCUGUUGCUUAGAAACUCAAGUCCCAUUAUUAGUUUAUGAGUACAUCUCGAAUGGAACCUUGUCAUCCCAUAUUCACGGAAACCUUAGUCACAGUUCUAACCCCACUCACUCAAAGUCUGAGUUGGAUGUUCAGAUUCAUUCGCGCCAAGAAAUAAUAUUAUCGUGGGAUCAUCGCUUGCGAAUUGCUGCAGAAGUAGCAGGGGCGCUUUCUUACAUGCACUCAUCUGCUUCUACUCCCAUUCUUCACAGAGAUAUAAAAUCAAACAACAUAUUACUAGAUGAUAAUUUUAGAGCAGUGGUUUCUGAUUUUGGACUUUCGAGAUUUUUGUCUGUCGACAAGACUCAUUUAACAACACUAGUAGGAGGUACAUUUGGUUACAUAGCUCCAGAAUACUUCCGAUCAGGUCAACUUACCGACAAAUGUGAUGUCUAUGCCUUCGGUGUAAUUCUUGCUGAGCUUCUAACAAGUCAAAGGGCUGUCUCUUCAAGCGAAAUAGAAGAUCCAGGUUUGGCCAUACGUUUCACAUUAUUAUUGAAACAAAAUCGCAUAUUUGAGAUCGUAGACACUGAAAUUGUAAAAGAAGUUGCGGAUGAACAUGUGAUUCUUGUUGUGGCCAAGCUUGCCAAGAGAUGCUUAAAUUUUAAUGCGAGGAAAAGGCCAAGCAUGAAGGAGGUAGCAGUUGAACUUGACCAACUAGGAAAACUGAGGCAAGAUAUGCCUCAUCCUGAGCGUUCUCAAGAUAACAUUUCUCCAAAAAGUGAAAGUUCAUAUAGUUAUACUUCUGAUUGUACAGAAGAAGAUAAUCAGAACUCAGUGUCUCAAAAUGAAUUGCAAUAAGGAAUUUUUGUAACUUUUGUAACUUCAAGUUUUCUCUUGUAAUGUUGAAGUAAUUGCACGUACGGACACAGACUCAAAUGGAUUUAGCAUGUUUGCAUUAAUAUCUAAGUUGUUGUACAUAUGAUGGAAAUUCUUUUAUCCUUUAUUUAGCGGUGUUCAUGGCCGGUUUGAUUCA